AUGGACUCAGACUACGCAGGUGGCUCCGGAGAGGCCGACCGUGAGAUUAUUAGACUAUGGCGCACAUGGAGGACAGUGUUUGAGAUGCUUCAGGAUCGGGGCUACGAAGUGACGGAAGAUGAGGUUCAGAUUUCGCUUUCUGAGUUCAGAGCGAAGUUCCAAGAACCAACAAGUGGCCUUCCCAGACGCGACCAGAUGAAAAUCAGCGCCCGCCCCACGGAAGCCAUGCAGGCGAAAUACACGGCUCUGCCCAGCAAAUCCAACCCGAAUCCCCAACCCGACUGCGGCACGAUCUACGUCGAGUUCUGCGCGGACAGCAGUGGUGUGGGCACCAAGCAAGUCCGUACGUUCAACCACACGGUCGACGAGAAUAACUUCCACAGCGGCAUCUUCAUCACGCAGACGCCCAUUUCCCCCUCGGCCGUGCGUCUACUGAGCGGCAUCCCAGGCCGCAUCUGCGAGCACUUCCAGGAGCAAGAUUUGCUGGUCAAUAUCACACGCCACGAACUGGUGCCCAAGCACGUACUGCUCAGCCCGGAGGAAAAAGCCCGGCUGCUGGAGCGCUAUCGCCUGAAGGAGUCGCAGCUGCCUCGCAUCCAAGUUUCGGAUCCCGUGGCCAGAUAUCUCGGCUUGCGCCGCGGGCAGGUCGUCAAGAUCAUCCGCAAGAGUGAGACGGCUGGCCGGUAUGCUAGUUACCGAUGGGUCAUCUGA
Penicilliopsis zonata CBS 506.65 is the source of this 711-nucleotide messenger RNA. RefSeq lists its product as hypothetical. Gene Ontology annotation, molecular function: DNA binding; DNA-directed RNA polymerase activity. Gene Ontology annotation, biological process: DNA-templated transcription. NCBI's taxonomy places the organism in Eukaryota, Fungi, Ascomycota, Eurotiomycetes, Eurotiales, Aspergillaceae. Bases 1 to 711 code for a protein of 236 amino acids. The transcript is spliced from 3 exons. The record is from RefSeq and is a predicted model, not a curated record. Gene Ontology annotation, cellular component: RNA polymerase III complex; RNA polymerase II, core complex; RNA polymerase I complex.